This is a messenger RNA of Striga hermonthica, 1020 nucleotides long. The record is from the annotation of a GenBank genome assembly. NCBI's taxonomy places the organism in Eukaryota, Viridiplantae, Streptophyta, Magnoliopsida, Lamiales, Orobanchaceae.
AUGUCCGAGGAGAUUAUUGGGCAGAGAGAUUCAAGUAUGGCUUUGCUAUACCAAAAUUCUUUACUGACUUGUGAACCGAGAAAGAAAAAAUCGAGAAUCCGGAAGACCGGUGACCAGAGCGUGGCCCGAAUUCUUGAGAAGUGGAAAAAUUACAACACGAAGCUCGACUCGGUUGACCCGAGAAGCAAACCCGUCAAACGAGCACCGGCUAAGGGAUCCAAAAAGGGUUGCAUGAAAGGCAAAGGUGGGCCCGAGAACUCACUCUGUAAGUACAGAGGCGUUCGGCAGCGAACAUGGGGAAAAUGGGUGGCUGAGAUCAGAGAGCCACACAGGGGAAACAGGUUGUGGCUCGGCACGUAUUCCAGUGCACCUGAGGCUGCCUGUGCUUACGAUGAGGCUGCCCGAGCUAUGUACGGCACGUUUGCCCGUCUUAAUUUCCCUUCGAGCGAGGAUGUUAAGGAUUUUUCAUCAGCAGUUGCUACAACAUCAUCCAACUCAGCUGCAAACUCUGGCUGCUCGGAGGUUUGUCAUGAUAUGGUUGUCUUGAAAGAACACGUUCACAAGUUAAAAACCGAUGAUAAUGAAGGUUUGUCGAAGGUUUCUCGUGUUCCAUUAGCAGUCUUGAAAAAAGAAGUAACAGAUGUGAAAGAAGAUGAAGUAAUCAAGAGAGAUAGCAAGAUAAACUUAGACAAGGUCGUAAAGGAUGAUGAACAUUGUUCAUUAGGAAAUCGUGACACGUUGGGAAAUGAGAGCUUCCGAAAGGAAGAGAUGUUUGAUGUGGAUGAUCUGCUUUCCGAGUUGAACUCAUAUUGUCAAGACGGUGACCAAAUGGUGCGGGUUACAAAUGGAAAUCAUAUGCCGCCUAUCCCACACGAGGGGUCUUAUGGUAGUUUGCAUCAUGAGAAGGCACUUUCGGUUUACGAUUAUGAUUUGGAUUUCUUAAAGCCUGGGAGGGAGGAAGAUUGUAAUUUCUGGUUGAGUGAUUUUGAUUUGGAUUUGGACUCGGAAUUGGCCAUGUGA